AGAGACAGGAAAGCUGCUGUCCUGACGUGAGUUUAGAAAUGAAGUUGUUCCACAUGCCCAUUUAGUGUGCAGUCUGUUUCCUUUAGUGAACUACACAGCAGAUAUAUAUAUGACUCAACUCAGCAGCACAGCAUCUACAUGUGCAGCUCAGUGGAAGAUGUGGCUUGUCAAGGUCUUCAGUGUCAUAUAUUUUCCUGCUGUUUGUGCAGCUCAGGGUCCUCAAAAUGUCCCACCUACACCGACUCUCAAGCUGCUGAGUCCCUGGCUGGAUGUGUUCGAAAAUGAGACUGUGAUGUUUAGAUGUGAAUUGGAAAACAAUGAGUGGAUGUUCACCUGGUACAGAGAUAACAACAGGGUCACAUACACUAAGGAUCCGAACCUGGAAGAUGUCCAAUCAUAUCUCAACAUUACCUCAGUCACUCGAUCCCAUCAAGGAGGCUAUGCCUGCAAAGCCAUUUCCGAGGAAAAUAGUGAAAAUAGCACUGGAUUCAGCAACACAGUUAACGUCACAGUUUAUGAAAAAACACCACAACCAAGAGUGAGCAAGGUUCCAGAUUUUAACCCAAUGUAUGUUGGAGAAACAGUGAACUUCACUUGCAAAGUUCAUGUGUCCUCUGGCUGGGAGUAUCAGUGGUACAAAGAUGGACAAAAACUCAGUGACACCAGCGAAACCAUCAGCCUCCAUCUUGGUCUCGCUCAUCAGGGGGAAUACUGGUGCAAGGCCACCAGAGGUGAAAAAACAUCCACAGACAUCAGUGCGAAAAUACAACUAAAUAUUCUUGAAAUUCCCUCUUUGAAGCCGGUAACACCGUGGUUGGAUGUGUUCCCCACUGAGAGUGUGAAAUUGAGCUGUGGGAUGGUAAUCUGA
Molecule: messenger RNA, 868 nt
Organism: Etheostoma cragini (Arkansas darter)
Lineage: Eukaryota; Metazoa; Chordata; Actinopteri; Perciformes; Percidae
Product: carcinoembryonic antigen-related cell adhesion molecule 6-like
Exons: 5
Coding region: 110-868 (252 amino acids)
Biological process (GO): cell surface receptor signaling pathway
Molecular function (GO): transmembrane signaling receptor activity
Source: RefSeq, a predicted model, not a curated record